Spodoptera littoralis (African cotton leafworm) is the source of this 10068-nucleotide messenger RNA. The record is from the annotation of a GenBank genome assembly. NCBI's taxonomy places the organism in Eukaryota, Metazoa, Arthropoda, Insecta, Lepidoptera, Noctuidae.
CGCCGAACCUCGCCGCGUACACAUGCACGCAGAUCGCCCCGCGCGACGCGACACGCGCACUACUGACGCGAUCGCGAACUCCGAUUCCCUUUUUGUUUAUUUUUCGCUUGCGUCCUUCGGACCGUUUUGUUUCCGAGGCAGCGAGACGAAGAAAAAAAGGAGGCGCGGAUGGAUCGAGCGAGAGAAGAUUGGUGCCGGCCGUACGGAUAAGCGGCCCAUACGACGCCUCAUGCGCCGCAGCUGAAACACGAUCAACCAAAAGCCACGAAAUCCUCAAACCAAAGCCUCCAGUCAUAUCUUUCGUUUCGAAAAUCUAAAUAUAAGCACUAUUUUUUUAACCUUUUAACGAUAAAUCUAAAUCGUAAAUAGUAUACGCUAUCUCCCAAACAGUACAAAUUAAUUUAAGUCUGAAGUGAUCGGUAUUUACAAUAAAAAGCCUUGAACGAGCGAAGUUAAUCAACCAACGACCAGUAUUUAAACGUUCCAAAAUAAUAGAAAUCGUUAAACGAGUGCACAAAAUAUUUUAUCGAUCGUUAACAUUAUUAUACGAACCGAAUCCUCGAGCAUUUUGUAAAAAGUCAGCCAAAGAUUUUUAUAAACACAUAGACUUUAAGCGUUCGUGUAAGUUCAACUGCCUCUUAUUAAGGACUUUUAUAUUUAUUCCUUAGCUGGAUAACGAAGAUAUUGUGAUUAGUUUUAGUGUAAACCAGUGUGCCGUAUAACCGUAACAUUAAGUGCUACUUAGAUUACCGAACGUUAACAAAUUAGUGGAGCCACGUCAAGAGUACAAAUUGCAAGUUCCAGUGCAGUUCCGAGUGUUCAGUACUACAAUAGACUUAGAGCUUAUUUUUGUAAGUGUUUAUGGUGCUCGACGCGAUGAGGCAGCGUCGAGGUAAGGAGUCAUGAGCGAAACGCUCCACAGCGACCCGAGCGCAGAUAGCGCGUUACCGCCGUUCUCCACAUUCGGCGACAUGGAGAACGAGCAGCGGAUCCUCACAGCCGACACCCGGCUCCUGGACCCAGCCUGGGAGUACUACGAGAGAACAGGAGACACGGUCUCCGUCAUUGCAAGCCAGCCACAAUAUCGGCCGUGGGAGUCAAUGCCUAUCACGGUGCACUCCAAAGAUUCAUUUCUACGGGCUGGCUUCUCCGCGGCACUGGACUACCAGCCCGUUACACUGCAGCCUAUCACGAACAAGCUGCCGUCCUUCCAAAGCCAGUUCCAAACAUUUCCAGAAACGUCAGUGAUACCGGAGACGGGUCUGCCUAGCGUGACCCCUGUGCCGGUUACGGCGAGUCCGACGCCCAGCGCGAGUCCUAGUCAGUUAACCCAGCUCACGCAACUCACGACCCCGUCGUCUCCUGCGCAUCUCACAACUCUAGCGCAGAUGACACCGCUGUCGACCACCCUGACGACACUGUCGCCUGUAAACGCCACAACAUUCCAUACACUAACAGCUGUAAACGCCCGCAGCUUCCCUAUCGUGCCAGCGCCCUUGCAGGCGAGGGAACUGGCACCCGCUGGGCAGACAUACAUUGAUGACAGGCACAUACAGCUGUACCAACCAAACAUUGCCACAAUAAACGCCUAUCCGACACAGAAUGGCAUUCUACAUCAAAACGGAACGCUUCUCCAUCAAAACGGGAGCUUAAUACAGAACAUACAAAGUCCAACCGUAGUUCAUGUGUUGAAAAACGAGCCGUUUGAUGUUAAAACUCUGCAGGAGAAAUAUACGCCGAAUGGGCUACAUCAUAGUAAUUUCCAGAAUCCGAUGAUGAUUGACAAUGGUUAUGAGAAAAAGACGAAUGGUUCGGGACGGGUUCGUCACCAACAAGGUCGGAUUUUAGGAAGAAAGAACGACGGAAAAUGCGCGCCAACAGUACAGAGUCGGAUGGGUCGAAUAUGGAAGUAGGGUCUGAGAGCAGUGGGCAGGUCGCGGCGGUGUCUUCCACUGCUGGUUUCAAGUCACCAAUGCAUGGAGCACCUCCCAUGGCGACAGGACCUAUGGAAAUGGAUGACAUUACCAGUGAAAAACAGACGAAGAAGAAACGAAAGCGAUGUGGUGAAUGCAUCGGGUGUCAACGCAAAGACAACUGCGGCGACUGUGCGCCAUGUCGCAACGACAAGUCGCAUCAAAUAUGCAAGCAGCGACGGUGCGAGAAAUUGACCGAAAAGAAGCUUAUUUUGGCUCCGGACGGGACCUUGCAGACAGUGAAGAGCGAGUCUCGCAGAGGACGCGGCAGAGGGCGCUCGAGUUCGACACCAGUCUUACAAGACAUCAAGAGCUACCGUGGUCGGAAGCCUCUUGGUGGUACAGCGGGAGUGGCCGGCGCCGGAGUCCCCGGCGUGGCUGCCGCAGCAUCGCCCAGCCCUGCCCCUCAAGCCCCGGCUGCACCCAGUCCAGCCCCAGCCACCACACCAGCUAUGAAGCAAGAACAUCCUAGCCAGCCCAUGGCGCCAAUGCCGUUCUACGCCGGAGAUCCCAACCGCUUCCCCACUGCCUGGCAGACGGAUCCAUCUCAAGGUUGGCAGAACCAGUUCAUCCAGCAACUUCCCACACAAACAGGUCAGACGACGCUGGACUACCAGGGGAACCACACAGCGUACGCCACUUCUCCCCACUACCAAGCCAACACCACUUACACCGUCCAGAAUGUUGCCACCGCCUUUGACGCCAGUAACAACACGUACUACCAGGCUGGCAUCCAGUCUGUGCCGGCUCAGAGGCCACCCUCAAACCGCGGAGCUUAUACUCCGGUACCAUCUCCCAGAGCACCUCAUUACGCUGCAGAGUAUCAACAACAAUACGCUCAAGCAGCAACACCCGGUGCGACAUCAGGCAAUGAUUCUCGACCAGCGUCGGCUGCAUCAUACCAAAAUUCCGUGCCAACAACAGCGGCAGCUGGAUAUAAUGUUAGCCAACAAACUUAUGAUCGCACUGAAUAUUCGCAAGAACAUCAAGAUGAAUAUUCUAACCCAGAAAAUGGGUCGGGAGAUGCCAGCAACGAAGGUGAGAGACAAGAACAAAACACACCUAAUGGACAGCAUUCGGGAAACGCCGAGCCUGGAUACCUGCAGGGGAGCAACGGUCCGCGAGCUUCACUCGAUUGUAGCGGGUAUUCGGGCGGCUAUAAUAGCGGGCAGUACAGGGAGAACGGGCAGUCACAAAACCAGAACGAAUGGCAACAACACCAGUGGCAGCACAACCAAAGAUUACAAAACCAACAAAUGCAAUCUCAGCAGCAACAGUUGCAAAAUCAGCAGCAGCAACAACAACAGCAGCAGCAACAACAACAACAACAACAACAACAACAACUGCAGAACCAGCAGAUGCAAAAUCAACAACAGCAACUGCAAAAUCAACAGUUACAAAAUCAAUUGCAAAAUCAACAAAUGCAGAACCAACAGAUGCAGAGGCAGGAAGAUGAGCAGCAGAUGUUCUCGCAAUCAGACAGGGUGAAUUUGAACUCGAGACUGAAAACGAUGAUAUUAAACAAACAGAACCACACCCGAGACGGUACUAACACUCCGCCAGACAAAGGGGACCCAGGAGAAGGGCCGCCUCGAGUGAUUGACGAUAGAAAGACCGGUGGCGUCACCGUCACUGACGAUAGAAAUACUACCGGUCAUUUUUUAUCGUAUAGCCACCAUCUCCGAGAUAAUUACCGCUUAGGCGAGCAGGCAUAUCCUAUCGCUGGUAAUUAUUCACAGAAUGCCCAAACCUUUGGCACGGGCGAAUUCGGAGGUGGUGGCCACCACGUAUGGGAGGGGGGGACAGAGGUCCCGAGGACUUUUGAUAAACAUGCUUCGACUAAGAACGUAACUAAAACUCCUCAAAAGUUGCCGUCUUAUGCGGACAUGAGAGGUCAAUACGGUACAUACUCAAACGUACCUUAUGAAGCGCAAAAGUAUGCAGAAAUUUAUAAUAAUGAUAGUUUAAGUUUUACUCAACAAGAUAGUAAGGAUUUUCAAUCGAAAAUGCUCAUUGGACCAGUAUCGGAAAUGAAUCAACAAAAUUGCAACCCGUCUAGGGACACUAACGCACAAAGAAGAGCUUACGAGACUAGGGAAACGUAUGACGACAAAUUUAGACAUCCUUCAGCACCUUUAAUACCAAAACUGGAAGUGCCUGACACUUAUCAAUAUCAUAAAGACGACAGAUUAUUGAAAAACGACCCACAGAGGUUAAUGAAUCAGAAUUCAUAUCUAAAACCAAACGAAGUGCCUGUCAAUAAUACAUUUAGAGAGUUUCCAAACGGAGUAGCGAGGUCACAACAAAAUACUGUGCUGCCGCCAAUAUCGACAAUAAAGCAAGAGAACUUUGGUCAAAAACCACAACCCUAUCAAAACUUUCAAAAUUUUCCAUAUGGGGAGCCCAUGAGACGUACAGAGCCGGUUGAAACAUAUGCACAAAUCCCACGAAUGCAGGAAAACAUGGGCUUCCAAAAAUACAAUCGAAAUUUCCCUGAUCCUAAAGUAAAAGAACCUGAGAAAGUUACUGAUAGGACCUCGUCAGUUGAUCCAAAGCCUCCUUAUUAUAUAGAACAAAUCAAGUCUGAGCACUCUCCACCGGGACAUAAGAUUUAUAAGAAUCUAUCGUACAACCAACCACCGCGGAACGAUCCAUAUCUGUUCCCAGGGGACGGUGGCCCCGCAGUCAUAAGAAAUGAAGUUGGCUACUCUUGCUGUCGCCAAGGAUCUACAAAGAAACCUCCACCGGAGCAUUUAAGGGACGGUGCUUGUCCCGGGCUUCAAACCAAAGAUGAAGUAUUAGAUGAUGAUCCUGACGCAACUGAUAAAGCUGACUCAAAAAAUGGAUCUAAACCCAGUACUCCAGUUCCAGACUUGAACAAACCUAAAGAGAACCAAUUUAACUAUUCCAAAGAAUAUCUCGAUAAUUUAGAGAGGUUACGGAAUAAUUCGAGAACUGAAGUUCCUGAUUGCAAUUGUUUUCCGGCUGAUAAAAAUCCUCCGGAACCUGGCAGUUACUACACUCAUUUAGGCGCUGCAUCAACUUUGGCGGAAUUGAGAAAGGAUUUGGAAGCUCGAACUGGUCUGUCAGGAAAAGAAUUGAGAAUAGAGAAAAUCUGUUACACUGGGAAGGAAGGAAAAUCGGCAAAUGGAUGUCCGGUUGCUAAGUGGGUUAUAAGACGUGCAAAUUACACAGAAAAGGUUUUAGUAGUAGUAAAGUUCCGUAACGGACACAAAUGUGCCACAUCCUGGAUUGUCGUGUGCCUUGUGGCCUGGGAAGGGAUCCCUCAAUCAGAAGCUGACCUGGACUACACUCUCUUAUCACACAAAUUGAAUCGAUAUGGUCUUCCAACUACAAGGCGAUGUGCCACAAACGAAAACAGGACUUGUGCUUGUCAAGGCCUAGACCCUGAGACCUGCGGUGCCUCCUACAGCUUCGGUUGUUCCUGGUCAAUGUACUACAAUGGAUGCAAAUACGCCCGUUCAAAAACAGUUCGCAAAUUCCGCCUGUCUGUGAAGACGGAGGAGAGCGAGAUAGAAGAACGCAUCCAUGUGCUAGCAACACUACUCAGCCCGUUGUACAUGAACCUUGCACCGAAAGCCUUUGAGAACCAAGUGCAGUUUGAAAAGGAAGCAUCUGACUGCAGGCUUGGGUUUAAACCAGGACGACCAUUUUCUGGUGUAACAGCAUGUAUCGACUUCUGCGCCCAUUCACACCGUGACCUCCACAACAUGCACAACGGCUGUACUGCUGUAGUCACUCUUGCCAAGCACCGUCCCUAAACAGGCCACCUGAUGAGCAACUUCACGUACUCCCACUCUAUGUCUUGGACACCACUGAUGAGUUCGGCUCUAAAGAUGGACAGACGAGAAAAUCAAGAAUGGAGCCCUUGAGAUUCUCGACAAGUAUCCGAUGGAGGUGCGUAUGCGAUCAGUUCCACUACAGCCAUGUCGUCGCCAUGGAAAAAAGCGAAAAGACGACGAGAAUUCAGAAUCAAAUACUUCUAACAACAGUAACAACUCACAGAGUUCGGGUAAUAAUCAGAAGAAAGCUCAACAGUCCCCAGCGCCCAGGACUCCACAGCCUGCAGACGUUAGGAACAACGCUAGUCCUCGAAGUCAGAGCAGCGCGUCACCCAGGUCCAUCACGCCAGCUCUCAACCAGUCCAAUCCACCAGCAUUUACAAACAACACUCACUACAACUCUGCCUUCGUAAAUCCAAAUAUGCAACACCAAAAUCCAGGACUUAUCAACCCGAACUUGGGAAACCCAGCACUGUUGGACAUGGCAACUAUGAUAGACAAUUUUACUGAUGCGCAAUUGCAAAGCAACCAGAUUUCUAGUACAGUUCUAGACUCGCCAUAUAAUCCCUAUGAUCAGAGUUAUAAUUUACACCAUCAGAAUGCUAUAUACAAUCCAAACCAUGUCUCUCCGAUAGUAGAAGGUGCACAAAUUCAAAAUCAUCAGAAUCAGAAUCCAAACCCAACCCCGAACCCUAACCAACUCCCAAGUUUUGCUGUUGGGUUACAAAAGAGAGAACAAUUUCCAAACCAAAUGGCUCCUCAAAAUCAGUGGCCAGAUUUUGGAAUACAGAGCUAUUCAACAAUGUUGUAAAGGAAGAUCCAGAUUCUACAACAGCUCACCUCAACGUUGCUCCGAAUAAUUAUAGUCCAGAUUCUAGUAGAAGUGAAACGAAUUCAGACCCGCUUUUACCAAAAGUAACUCCAGAGCCAGAGAAACAAAAUUUGAUCGGUGACAUCACAAAUAAAAUACCGGAAUUUGACAUGCCCAGUUCACCACGGCUGACGGAGAUAUCACAAAACUCUCAGAGCACACCAGCAUCUCCUGCACCGUCCCAAAUCCCAGAAUUAAAAUCGCCAAAUAAUGAUCUUAUGAAAACAGAUGCACGACAAACUGUGUGGAAAUCACCAGACUCAAAGAAUUGGGACCCAAAAACCAAAGAACAACAGAUAGCUGAAAAUGAAAAUUCUUUAUUUAGAGUCCCGAAAGCUAGACCGCCAUCGAGGUCUCAGCAUACCAAUCCACCUGAAGCUAUUGAGAACUCUACUUUCUUGAAACCGUAUCCACCCUCAGACAGACCUCACCUGAGUCAGGGUUACGAGCACAGGAGUCCCUACGAUAGUCGAUUAAACAAUACUGUACCUCAAACUUCAGUUGCACAAAACAACUUUACAAUCAAUCACGAUGAACAGAACAUGCAAAUAGCGAAUAAACCAGUUACAGAAUUCCCUGGAAACAAUUUCCACGCAGUGAAUCAAAAUUCGUACGGGAAUCAGGCACAAAUACAAAGCUAUGGCAAUUAUCCACAGGUUGCAAAUGCUUACUCAUUCCCACCGAACCCUUACGGCCAUUUUAAUCCUUACGAGAACACAUAUAACGAUUACAAUAGCCUAGCUUAUUACAACGCUGAGAAGUACAAGAGGGAAGAGCUACUUAGAAAUCCACAUUGUUACAAUUCUUACGGCUAUCAAUACAAUCCCAACUUUGCACCAAACUUCUACCAAAACCCAAGUCCUAAUUGGUGUCAAUCAUCACCGAACUGGUGCAUAUAUCCACCACCAUUUUCUAUCCCAUACCCACCUGAACCACCCAAAGCUGAGCCAAUUGGAGAGGUAAAAGAUGUCACAGAAAACCUCGAAUGUUUUAAAGAUAGUCAAAUGGGUGGUGUUGCUAUAGCACUGGGGCAUGGAAGCGUUUUAUUCGAAUGCGCUAAACAUGAGAUGCACUCUACUACGGCUGUAAAGAGCCCGAACAGGGUCAAUCCGACUAGGAUAUCUCUAGUAUUUUACCAACACAGAAACCUUAAUCGUCCCAAGCACGGUCUUGAAGAAUGGGAAGAAAAGAUGAGGUUAAAGAAAUUGGGACUGAAUCCACCGACACCUGGUACGCCAGGACCAAAUUCUAAUUCUGUGUCGCCGGCUAUUACACCUGGACCAGAGCGACAAACGGGUGGACCCGAGAAGUGGAAGAACGGUCCGUCGGACGCCAUCCCGGGAGGCUUCGCUUCCCUAUCGGCACUAGUGGAGGCGACGGCGGCGGCGCGGCGCAGCGGGCAGGUGUUGCUGCGCGCCGACACGCAGACGACGAUGUCGUGGACGACGUUGUUCCCGAUGCACCCGUGCACGGUGACGGGCCCCUACCAGGAGUCCAGCACCUGACGCAAGCUCGCGCCUUCCCGCGCGACAACUAACACGAGGCGCUCCGACGUCCCUUCCUUAGCUAUGUAAGCUCUGUGUUGCCUUUCGAUUUUAGAAGUUUCUAAUCGUCGAUUAGAGCCAUUGUGCUUUCCAAUAUAUUUUGUAGUUCCUCGACUUAUGAUAAGUAUUAAGUGCGGCGCGGCACUGGUCCGGCGUGCUGCCAAAUUGAAAAUCCAGCGAUUCCUUUUAUGCAUUUAAAAAAUUGGAAUUGAGUACCGUUUGUAAUUGAAAUAUUUUUUAAAACGUAUACCGAGUGAGUUUUAAUCAAAGAUGUAAGUUUAAGUUUUAAUUUUAAAUAGUGUUUAUCGCAUUUCAGCUAGUCUUACGUUACGUUAGAAUCGAUUGUAUUUUGUCAAAGUGACCGUAAUCGUGUAGAUUUUUUUGUAUAUUCUUGUCGUAUUUAAGUUAACGAUCGUUGACCCGACCACUGAGCGGUUAGUUUAAUUUUAACAGACUAUUGCUGUAUAAAAUAGUGACGUUAAUGUAUGUUUUGUCUGCAUAUUUUGUCGAUGUUUUUCUAAUUAAGCGCAUAAUCGAAAGUUUUGUGCGACACAAUGAUCUCAUAAACUACUAACCCUACAUUAUGUAACGUUUAUCAGAACAAAAGUACAAAACACUACAUGAGAGCGGUCGUCGGCCGCGUGCCGCGCGCCGCGCGCCGCGCCGCGGGUCGGACACAUUCGGCGGUCGUGGUUAUUCAUCAUUUUGUACCUUUGUCUGUCAAUUAGUUGUUUUAUUUAAUUUGUAAUGUUUAUUACCAUUCCUGUAAUUCUGAACAUUUGUUUUGGCUUAUAAUUUAGUUAACGCGGUUCGGCCGCUAGUAUUUUACCACAAAGAUACGAGUGCUUUUCUAUUAGGUUAAGUCGUGUGUAUUUUUAACUUUUUAGAAUAUUUAACUUAUUUAUAUUGUAUUACGUGAACCAUUAUCGUAUCAUUUUCUUUGUAAUAAUUUAGUGUUACUGUAGACUUUAAUAUUUAAUAUAUUUGCUUUAUGGCUCGAUCAUUAAAUUAUUACAGGUUGUUUAAUGCAUGUUUCAAGAUCGCCUUCUUUAUUUGUCAAAUCGAGUGCCUGUAUGUUUGGCUAUAAAUAUUAAUUGAUAUUAUAAAGAAUCUGAUUUUACGAAUAUAUUAUGAAUUGUGACCUUAUUGUUUAAGAACUGCGAUUGCAUUAUACGAACAUUCUUCUAACUUAGUGACGAUAAAAAAUUAUAAAAUUAGAGAGCAUACAAUAAAAUAAAAGAUGAAUAAUAAAUUACUAUGUAUAAGAUAGAGUAUUGCAAGGUUAAAAAAAUCAAUUUUCAGGCGCUUGGAAAGAUUAUAAAGUAGGCAUAUAAUUGAAAAUGAAUGAAACCAUACUGAUGAAUAGUUAUUAAUAUAUAAUUAGGAAUAAGGAAAGUUUGUUUUAAAGAUUAAACUAUUGAUAUAGUUUAUAUUUUUUACGUGUACGUAUUUAUUGAAUGGUAAAUUUAUUGGGACGAACGUGAAAAUUAUUUAUAGGUAACAAGUUUUGGAUAUGACAAAACUUAUAAAAACUAAGCAAUAAUAGACAUCGGGGUCUAUGUACAUUGUAAUGUAGGAAUGAAAAAUAUUAAAAUAAACGAAUGGUGCGAUAUUGUCGACGGUCCUAUGGUGACGCUUGACGUUUGAUAACUUACCGAAAUAUGCCUAAAAUUGUAUUCGGAUAUUAUUUGUGUAUUACAUUGGUAACAUGCCCUCUAAUUCUUGCCAUUAAGUAGUUGCCAAUUGUAGUGACUCUUCAGUUUUUCAAUACAUUGUGCGACAAGACAUAUCAAAAGCAAUCACAGUAUUUUUAAAUCAUAUAUUCAUACACACAAGGAACAGAGCAGUUUGGUAAUUUUAAAACUGUAUAUCUUCAA